AACGUGACGGAACGUUCCGACCGCUCCGCCCGUCGCUAGUCGUGACAUCAGGACAACGACUGCUAAACCGAUCGGCAUGUUCGUUCGCGGUGUCGCACGGCCGUAAAUAUUUAACAGAAACCGGCCCAUAGCAUAGUACAACGGUGACGUCGCGGUAUACGCUCCGUCAAUCCGCGCAGAGCAUUAUAUUCUCGAACACUCGAAAUCGCAUCGCGCGGUGCACAACCGAUACCAAUUAUUAUUAUUAUUAUUAUUAUUAUUAUUAUUAUUAUUGUGACGCCCCAGUGUGAUAGCGCGCGGCUGGUCCGGUAGGAUUUUUUUUUCGUAUUAUUUCCCAUUAUCUCAUUUUAUCGUCGUGUUGUUCUACAAUAUUUCUAUCGGUCACGAUUAUUAUUUAUAAUUUAUUAUUAUUAUUAUUAUUAUCAUCAUCAUCGUCUUUCCGGCGGCCGCUGUAUCCGCUUUGUGUGGGACCGUCUUCUAGCAAGUCGCAGUGCUACACCCUUUUCCGCGGAACGACGUCAACGCAGCAGCAAAGUAAAGGUACGUACCGUUCAAGGACAUAGGAAAAAAAAUUAUCAUCAUUAUUAUUAUUAUUGUAUCGUGGCGACGACAACGAAAAAUAUUAUUAGCUAUUUGAUUAUCGUCGUCGCCCGGUAGACGCCCGGCCCAUCCGCCGUCACCGUUUCCGGUGGCUCCAUUAGCUCAUUGUCGUUUCCACACUCGUGCGCGCGCGUGUCCGGUGGGCCCCUCCCCUUCCGUGUGCGUUUUCCGGUUUUUCGGCCGCCGUUGCACGGUGGUAACGUUCGGAACAAUUCAGACUCGUAUGUUGAUAUUUCGUUCGACGAAAUUGAAAAAAAAAAAUCGUCUUAUCGAAUUCGUUUGUCGAUUAUUUCUCCUCACCCGCCCCGUAAUAACCCGGCGUUGGCCCUUGCUCACGCGCCGUAGCCCGUUCGUAUAAUCCGAUCGCUAGCGGGGUCCGGUCAAUCACGCGCGCCUUAUCACCGCUAGUGGCACAGCGCUGUGCUCCGAACCGCCGCUGAGGACGCCACCGACGCGCUAGUUCGUUUCACAUUUCGUCCGUCGUCGUAGCGUCGCGUACCGUAUUACCGUACCGCCGCCGCCGCAGGAAGAGCGAAAACGCGUCAUCCGGCCUGCGCUACAGAACACAACGCUUGUUCGCCGUCGCCGUCGCCGCCGCCGUCGCCGUCGCAACAGCCGCCGUUGUCGUCACUGCCGCCUACGUGAGCCGUUUACUAUACCGGUGCCAUCGUGUCCUCGUCGGUAGGUGUUGUUUAUUGCAAUAAUAUACAGUAGUAUAGCAAAUGAAUCGGUUCGCACGCGUUUUUCUCUUCUCUCUCUCUCUCUCUCUCUGUCCCUCUGUUUCUCUGUUAGACUGCGUGAGAAAUUAUUUUUUUCAUAUUAAUUUUAUAUAUUUUCGAUGGUCGUAGGGACUUCGGCGUAAUAUAUUUUUGCUCCGGUUGUUGCCGCUAUCGCCACCGCCGCCGGUUGGGUAGUAACCGAUACGCCGCCUUCCUCGUCGCGGCAUAGAUUUUCCACCGACAAAAAAAAAAAAAAAAAAAAAUGGUAUUCGCACCACAAUAGUAUUCUCCUCCUCCUACCGCACGCGUACGAGUCGUACGCUACAAUACUCAUUAUCAAUAUCAUUCAGACAGGACACUAGAUUAUUGUAGUGCCGUGUACCUCAUUAUUACAAUAAUAUAAAUUAUACAAAACAAAAAUAGUUUCGGAAUCUUCAAAGGUAGUUUUUUUUUUUCGAGUUUUAUACCUUCGCAAUCUCACAUCUCGGGCCGUACAGUGUCGACCAUUAUCGUGAGUAAAAUUGAGUAAAAUUAAAUCUCAGUGUAAGUAAUGUAUCUAAUGUAUUUCUAACCUUUUGUUUGUUAAGUAAUGCAUUCUAUUAGGUCGACGACGCCAAAAUCGAUAUCUAUCCAAUAUAUUUUAUUUUACACAUUCAAUAAUUAUCCUUGAGUAAAAAUAUUAUUAUGACCUAUCACAUUACUGGAAAAUGCCGCUGCUUAACGUACAUACCAAAUUUUCAAUUCAUAUUUUCCUUUGUUCUUGAUAUUCAAAUAAUCGUUUUUGGUUGGUAUUCAUAGUCAACAACUUGUUUGUAUUUAGGAAAAUUGUUUAUUAUUAUUAUUAUUAAUUAUUAUUUUUGGUCAGAGUACAUAAUAUUUAUAAUGUAUUUUAUGAAAAUAUGAGUCACUAAAUACUAUUGUUAUGACUCAGUUAUAUUUUAGUUGAUAUCGGCUUUUUUUUUUUAUAUGUUCUAUUGUCAUUUGUAAAUUAAACAGGUACCUAACUAAAUUUUUAUUUUUAUUUAAACAUCAUAGCUAUAUACAUAAUAAGUUUAUUAAUAAUUAUUAUUCUUAUUCUGCAAAUGAUUGCAUUACAUUUUAUAUAAAUUUAAUAAAAUACAUCAUUUCAAGAACAUUUUAUUUUUUACCUAAUGGGUAUUUAUAAUUCAAAAUAAUAUUUGACACUGUACAUUUACUAUGUUAAAUAAUAAAUAAGAACUAUCCUAAAUUGAUAAUAAUUAAUAAUAGGUCAAUAGGUUUAAAAACAAACAUAAAUUAGGUAGAUACCUACUUACUCAAAUGUUUUUUUUUUCUUUUCAGUUGAUUUAAACAUUUUAAACUGAAACAAACUAUUUUAUUAACCAAUUUAAACUGUUGGUUAAAAUGUCAUAAAAUUAACAGCCAAAAUAUUUUGAAUAUUUUCAAUAAUUUUUUUUUAGUUUAAGAUCAUGCAAUAGAUACUCUGAAAAAUACAUUUUUUUUCUAUUUAUUCUACAAUUUUUAUUAUUACAUGAAAAAAUAAAUGCAAAUACAUCACACAACUGCCUUUUAAUUAUUAAUAUCCAUUCUGAAUACUAAUAAUUUGACAUCAGUGUGUAAAUAUACCGAGGAAAAUGUAUUAUUCAUUGUAUUUUUGGUACCUACCUACUCAUCUAAUUAUAUUGUAAUUAUGUAUUUUUAGGUUCAAAAAGUCGAAAAAAAAAAUUUAACUGUUUAAUAUUAUAUCUUUAAAUGUAAAAUACUCAAUUAUUUAAUUUUUAUCCCUUUAGUUACUUAAGUACUUAAUAUUAAAAGAACCAAAUUUCAACAUAUUAAAUAUCUUUUGGCUUUCAAUUAUUGGUUCUAUUGUCUUUCGUCAGCCUUAUUCAUUAUGUUAAUUCAAAUGAUGAGUAUUAGAAUAGAUGAUAUAUCUACUUACAUCUUAUUUAACCUUGCUAUAUAUUUUAUAGAUCUGUUAAACUGUAAGUACAGCAUACCUACCAUGUAGGUAGGUAUCUAAAUUUCAAUAGGUACUAUUUAAUACUUUUUAUUUUUUUGUUUUAAACAGUUACUUACUUACAAAUAUUAAAUAUUACAAUAAUAUGAUUAUUUAUAUUUUAUUUGAGUAAUACCUAUAUAGGUUUAAUGUCUAACCAUAGGCGCCCAUAUGUGAAGUUUGGGGGGGGGUUAAGUAAAUUAAAAACAAAUGUCAAAUUGUAUUCUAAAUAAAGGUUUAGCGUUACAACAUAUAAAUAGGGAAAAAACAAAUGCAUUUUCAGUACUCCUAGAUCUGGCAGGGUCACUUACUUGUUUGGACUGUUUUAAACGGUAAAAAUACUAGAUUUGUUGUGCAAAACUACAUAUUAUAUCUACAAUGUAUACUGAUUUCAAAAUGUUAUAACUCAAAGUCUAACUCUAAGUUUAACUGCCCAAUUCUGAUUGUACCAUAGUUUUCGGCAUAAAAAAGUACAUUCUUUUUUUUUUAAAAAAAAAUCUGGAAUAUUUUGUAAGAACAAUUAGAUUUAUAUCUACAAAUAUAAUAACUAAUAUUUAUUUAGGGAGGGAGAAUAUUCUAUCUUGCAUCCAUUCAUGGGCGCCCUAACUAUUUUGAACUCCAAACAUUUAUUUUUCAUCUACCUACCUAGUUGAUCACAAUACAAUUUUUAUCACUGUAAGUGACACAUAAGUAAAAAUAAAACAAAUUUAAUAAGUUGGUAAGCCUUUUUUUAUGCCUGUUAUUUAAUUAGUUUCUGGUAAAAUAUUAAAAUGCGCCUUCAUUGUCUAUAUUAUAAACUACUAUCUAGGCAUUUAAUCUUUAAUUAAUUAUUGAACUUUGAAUACAAACCUCGAUGCAAAUCAUUUUAAUUAAACUUUAUCUACAUUAUACUGGCACACAGUAUCAAUUUAUGCUCUAAAUUAAAUUUUUUUUAAUUGAUGUUAUUUUCAUUAUAAAUUAAUAAUUUAAUGGUUUUUUUACUAUUUUAUCUAAUAUAAAAUUCACUAUUAUGAUACAUAUUUUAUUAGUUUGUAAAUAUAUUGUUUAUCUUUACAUUUAUAUAGUAUGCAAAUACACAAUACAUAAUGCUGUAGUAUUAUCAACAUAUUAAUUUAUUAAUUGUAAUUUAUGGUUUUGUUUUUUUUCAGCUUUCAAAAAAAAACAUUUAAAGUUGUUUGAAAUUAAUUUUAAAAUCAUCAAUUAAAAUGCGGGAAUACAAAAUAGUGGUUUUGGGUAGUGGUGGAGUUGGUAAAUCAGCAUUGACGGUGCAAUUUGUGCAAGGUAUAUUUGUUGAAAAGUAUGAUCCGACAAUAGAAGAUAGUUAUCGUAAACAAGUUGAAGUGGAUGGACAACAAUGCAUGCUCGAAAUACUGGAUACUGCUGGAACGGUAUGUGUUUCAAUAUUUAUAUCCAUAGUAUUAUCUUAAAAAGUUAUUAAUUAAUCUCAGACACAGUAAACUAAUUAAACUUGGUUUUUAAUUAGAAUUGCAAGGUAAGAAUAAAAGUUAUUUAAUAAAGUUAUAUUUGACUUUUGAAAGUGUAUUAGUGAGAGAUCCUUAGUGUGCUGCUUAGAAAUCUAUAAUAAUAAUAAUAAUAUUUAGUAGGUACUCAGUACUUUGUAAAUACUUAUUUUACUACUUAAACUGAUUUAAACUUAAUUACUCAGUAUAUACAAGAGCCCCCCAGGUACUUAGCUAAUAUGUUUAAAUAAUAUUAAUUAUAAAAAAUGUGUACUUAGCUAUUCUAGGAUUUAUUUGUAUACUUGUAAUAUCUAUUAUACUAAUUAUUUAAAUAUGUUAUAAAUGUAUAAGAUAUAUUGGUACUUUCCUGUUAUACACUACUUCCUUGUUUUGUGAAAUUCUAUUAUUUAAGUCUAGCAAAAUUUGCCCACUUUCCUAUUAUCAUAGAAUCCUAUUUUAAUUCAUAUUAACAAAUUAUAUUUAAUUCUUUGAUAAUUUGUUUAAUGUGUAUUAUGGGGAUGACCAUAUUAGAAUUAUAUAAAAAAAAAUUAAAUAAAGAAAAGAUUUAAAUACACAGUAUGGUCACAGACAGACUAAUAAUAUAUUAAUAAUAACAUAAUACAAAGAAUAAUUUUUUAUAUUUAAUAAUUUUACAUUUAGGAGAGUAAACAUGUAUUGAUCAGGAACCUGAAACAAAAAACAUUCUUUAGUUUUAGGAUACAGUCGUUCAAAACUCUAUUAUUGUGGAAGUAUUCUGCCUACAUUAUUUUUGUGCUUAGAAAAUAAGUUUGUCUAUUUUAACAAUUUUUCCUUGGUUUCUUAUCUCAGUACAGAGAACACAAACUUCCCGCAAAUAGUUAUUCCAGUCUACAAAAUUAUUUCUGUUUAUUUUCAAAAUUUGUUUGCAUCAUUUUAUAGAAGUCCAAGCAAAAAUAAAUUGUAUAAGUGUAACAAAUAGAAAAGUCGAAGUGGAGUCUUGGGUGGUAGUUGCAAUAAUAACUGUAGUCUCCUAUAAUAAGGAAGUAUUUUUUCCAAUAUUUUGGUGCCAUUUCAAUGUGGGGUCUAUUUCGUCUGUGCAAUAUAUAAAUAUCUACAUACCAUAACAUUUUUUUAAAUAUAAAAGUAUUUGAUUUAUUGUAUACCAAACCCCCUGUAUAUCCAGUGUCCUUUCACUGUGGAAUUUGAGCCAAUAAGUGGAGUCAAUAGGUGUAGGAAGUGGUCAUUCAAACUUUUAAGUGUUAUUCGAUUAUAACAAAAUAUUAAUUUUGAACAAUUUUAAGCAAACAAUGUUAAAACGUAGACCAUAUACUGAAUUAAAAAUACAUCAGGGAUCAUAUAUUAUAGCAGCACCAAUAUUUUUUUAUAAAUACUAAAAUUCAAAUAAAUAUUAUUAAAGUGUUUAGAUAUUAGAUGCAAAAUAUUUUGCGUUACAACUAAUAAUGUAUCUUAGAAAAAUUUUAUUUUUUGUUAACUAUUAUGUUUAUUUAAUUUUAUUAUUUACCAUAUGGUCCUUUAACCAUUUUAUUUUAUACUAUAAAACACUUUUAAAUAUCAUACUUGUUCUAAAUAUAACCACCAGCUGUUUAAUAAAAUCUCUAUUGAUUAAGAUUAUAGUCAUCAGUAUUUAAUAGUUUUUUUUUUUUUUUUUAUAUCAUUCGUCAUUAUUAAAUAUAUUUAUUUUAAUAUUACCCCUAAUUCUACCUAAUACAUAAUAUUUUAGCUGCCUUUUAAAUUUUAAUCAAAUAUUUUCUAUAGUUAUGUGUAUACAUAUAAUAUUUAUUAUUUUUACUUUUUUACUAUUUUAUGAUCGAACUGGAAGAACAAUUAUGGGGGUUUUCCGGUGAAUAUGAAAAUAGAAUAAAUGAAAAUUAUUAAGAAAUUAUGUACCUAUCUCGAUAUCUACAUUAUAUAUUAUUGAGAUAUAAGACUAAACAUUAUUAUGUCCUAUAUUAUAAUUUAUAAUUUUUUUUUUAGAUAUGAUAGGUAAUUGUUAUGUAUAUUUUCUAUUAAAUUAUUGAAGAUUAAUGUUUGAAUGAUUUGUGUUAAUUAUUUUCUUCUUCUGUGAUUGAUGCCUUUAAGACUUAUGUCCAAACAAUUUUUCUCCAACUCUUCUUAAAUCUAAUGAUUCUUCCAAUUAUCUCUGGGCUUUACUUUUUCCAUAUCUUUAAUCACUCUAUCUUUCCAUCUUAGUCUUAGUUUUUCCCCUGUGGCACAUUUUCUAAUGGCACAAUUUUAGCAACAAUAAUUCAUGCUAUAUGCCUAUAUAUUCUCAUUUGAGUUUUUUGGUAAUAUCUUCCACAAUAUUUGGGGUCUCUUAGUUAUUUAUUUGUCAUGUUCUUCUCUCUACUGUGCGUAUGUCUUUACUUUGUCCAUAAACUUACCUUAGUAUCUCCUUUAAAAUACAUAUAAUAUAUUUGAGACUAUUUUUCAAGAGUAUUUUAGAUUUCGGGAGCCUUGUUAAACCAAAAAUUAUUAUAAAUUCACUAGAAAAUAUAACAUUGAUUAUUGAAUUACAAAAUAAUUAUGAACUACAAUAUUUUACUAAAAUAAAUUAAGUUCAAUAAAGCAACUUAUAAUUUGAUUAGUUCAAUUUAAAUUAAAAUAUAUUUUUGAAAUAAUAUAAUGCUAAAUGUAUAUUUUUAUAUAUUGUUCAAAGAUAUAUAUUUAUAUAAAUAUAUAUUGUUAUAACUACUUGGUAUAUUUUUCUUUCGACAUCCAUUUAUAACAAUAAAAAUAUUUUUGUUGUAGCCACUUUCUAUUUGUGUGCCAUUUACCUAUAUUAUAUAGGAAGACUAUAAAUUAUUUAAAAAUACUAUUAAUUAGACUUAUUCAAAUUAAACUAGAUCAUAUAAUUAUGAUAAAUUAAAUAUUUAUUUUAUAGCCAUAAAUUAACAGAUAUAUAUAAAACAAAUUAAUUAAUUAAAAAAUAUAUAGGUGGAUAUUAAAAUAAAUAAUUACUAAAUAGAUUGGAAAUAACUAAUAUUUAACCCAUAAAUACUCUAUUUUAUUUCUGUUAUUAUUAAAUAUUUUAUUCUUCUGUAAUACUUCAAAUUACCAUACGUGUAGCACACUAUGUACUAUAAACUGGAGUAACUAAAUUAUUCUGACCAUUUUUACUAAAUAAUGCUCAAAUUUUAUGUUAUAAUUUAAUUAGUAAUACUCUUUAUUUAGCAUUAAAUUAAUAAUUGUAUAUUUAGUUAAAGUUAAAACAAAUUCAAAAAUAAAACAAAUAUGCUACACAAUAUAAUAUAUUUACAUAGUAUAAUAGGAAUACAUUGAUAACCAAGAGUCAAUGCACAUAUUUAUAGAAAUCUAUUAUGUAAACAGUCAUUAGGGUUGUGAAUUUAUUGCACUAUAAAAUCUUAAAACAUCCCUAAAAAUAAUAACUGACAAUAUAACUAAAUAACCUAAUCAUUUACAGAUAAUUAUAUAUUCUAGAAAUGUAAUACUGAUAAGUCACAAUUAAUGAACUUCCUUAAUCAACAUCCAUUAAUGAUUAACUUUAUCUUAUUCAAUCAUGAUAAGAAUUAUAAUAGUAUAGUAUUUUUCAACUAUUAGUGAGUUCUAGUUCAUCGUACUUAUUGUAUUUUAUUAAUUAUAAGUAUAAUAUUAAAUAUAAAUUCCCCCACUCUUCCCUAACAAAAAAUUAAUUUGUACAAUUUGUAUGAUGUCUUGUAAAUAGCUAGUAUUUGUAUAUAUUUAGUUAAUGAGUUAAUUUGAUUAGGUAUGUACAAUAUAUGUUUAAGGUAUUAAAGUUAUUAAAUAAACAAAUUAUUUAUGGUUUUACCUACUACAUUUUAACUCAUAUUGUGUAAAAAUGUCAUAAAUGUAAUACGUAGGUCACUAUAGAUAUAUUUUGUUAUUAAAAAAGAUAUUGCACACAAUUUAUUUAAACUUUUUUUUUCAAUUCGUGUAUUUUAUAAUUUAAGUUUUUAACCUCCCAUAACACAGAAAAUAUACUGAAUUUUAUUUUGAUAGUUACUCAUAUUUAAAAAUAAAAUAAAAAAAUGAUUUUUGCUUGUUUAAUACAAUUAAAACCUAAUACAGUGGUGCGCAACCUUUUUAAUGUGCCCCAACAGCCCCCCAAAUUAAUUUUUUUAAUGAGGCUACCCUCCUUUCUAUCAACAUUAUAUAAGUGUAUAAUACAUAUUUACUUAAUGUAUAGCAUAAUAUUAUAGUAGUAUUUUAGGAUGUUUUAAUAUUGGUUUAGUUUAAUCAUUUAAUUUAUCCAAAUUUUUGAUUUCAAAACAUUACUGAAAUUUUUAUAAUUAUAAUCAACAUUUUAAUAAUUUAAAAUUAUAAAAUUACAUGAUUUAAUGAAACCCUUGUGCUUGAAUUGUAGACAUGACUGAAUUUGAUGUUUGAGACUGCUAUUUUUAAAUCUGCUUCGACAUUCAAUCUGGAGUGAUAUUUGUUUUUUUAUUAUCGGUAGUGUUGAAAAUGCUAUUUUGCAUAAAUAAUUUUAAGCAAAAGUAAUAAUUCCUGAUUGAGUUUAAAAAUAACCCAUCUACUGCAUGAUUCAAUAGAACUUAUUAUCCCAAUAUUAAUAUAAUAAUAUGACAUAUUACAUUAUAUAUAUAUAACUAAUUAUUGGAGACUCCCUGUUAAAAUUUCAUGACCACCAGGUUGCACACCUCUAACCUAAUAUAUCUAAUGCAUGCAAUUUAUUUUGAAUAUACAUCAAUAGUUGUAAUUUAAAGCCUAAAACAUCUAUGUUUUAUGGGAUACCUAAUUAAUUUUUUUUGAUUUAUUUUAAUAGUUUGUACUUAAAUUUGUUUUCUAAUUAGUUAUAAUUAAUUUUGUUUGAAAUUAAAUUGUGAAUAAAAAACAAAUAAUAAUUAGAUACCUAUCUAAAUUAUAAAAAUGUGCAUGUUAUCUGGUAAAGUGUUGUGUAGGACCAUGAGAGUUAUCAUUUUUAAAUAGUUACAAUUUUAGAUCGUAUGCAAUGGAUGGAAUCAUGGCAUAUCACACUUACAGAAUGAGUUAAAGCCAAUAUAACUAUAACCCAUGCCAUUUGAGCAUGGGCAACUUCUUAACAAUCUUGUUUUCUUAGUUAAAAUAUAAGAAUUAAAGAAACUUAGGAGACCUUUAUUCAUGUUUAUUUAAUAUCUGCUCCAAAAAUGAAUGAUAAGAGACCACACUCUUGUCCUAUAGUUAUAUUGGCUUCACACAUUUUCCCAGUUAUCUAUUGUAUAUGAUCUAAGGCUACAAUACAAAAAAUACAAAAUUACAUUACAUUAUAUUUUUUGUAUACAAUAAAAAAAAUGAAGAUAAAAUUUUUUUUCCUGAACAUUAACUUAAUCAUUUUAUUAAUUUUGCAUUUUUAAAAACAAAUAAAUAUUGAUUAUUUGGUUUAUUAUUUUCUUAAAUUAUACAUUUUUUUUUUUUUAAAUUAAAAUCCCCAAAUUUUAAUGAAUCUUUCUACUUUUAAUUCUAAUAUAAUCCGUAUAUUGAUAGUUUAUUAUGUAGAUAUCUAUUACAUUUUUUAUUCUUAUUGAUUUAUUUCUUAAUUAAUUAAAGAUUUGAUUAAAACGGUGUAUUUUUUUAAUGUGUUUUAUUUAAAAAAAAAAACUGAAAUAAUGUUAAUUUAUAAUAAUAUUGUUAUGUUAGAUAUUUAAUUAAAUAUUUUUAUAAAUAGUGCAUACAUUUUUUAUUAUUAUUAUUUUUCAUAAUAACUGAAUUGAUUUGAAUUACCCAUCUUUUUAAAAUGUUAAAACAGGAACAAUUUACAGCAAUGAGAGAUUUGUAUAUGAAAAAUGGUCAAGGAUUUGUUCUCGUAUAUUCUAUUACAGCGCAAUCAACAUUUAAUGAUUUACAAGAUUUAAGAGAACAAAUUUUAAGAGUAAAGGUAUACAGUUUUAAAAUAUUUAUAAAUAUUACUGUUUAUUAGGUAUUUAAGAUAAAUAAAUAAUGUACAAUAUAUAAUUAUUAAAUGUUUAGGAUACUGAUGAUGUUCCAAUGGUAUUAGUGGGAAACAAAUGCGAUUUAGAAGAAGAAAGGGUUGUUGGUAAAGAACAAGGUGUGAAUCUCGCUCGUCAGUUUAAUUGUGCUUUUAUGGAAACAUCUGCUAAAGCAAAAAUAAAUGUCAUUGAUGUAAGUACUAAGCUCAAUUAAUUAUGUAUGUUUAUAAAAGUUUGUGUGUAUUGAUUAUAUUAUAAUAAUUAACUUUAUUUGUUUUAUCAAUAUAUAAAUAUUCCCUUCAAUAGUUAUUUUUUUUUUUAGAAACAUCAGAGUGUGAGUAUUUAUUAAUUAAUAAAAACGAAAAUAAUAAUAAUUUAUCAUUUUAAUAUUUUCUUAAAUUAAUGUGAAGGGCUUUUAUAAACAAUUCUAUAUUCCAAAUUAUUUGAUACAAUUAAGAUACUUUUUUUAAAAUUUUUUGUUUUUUUUACUUGAUUAAAUUCUACUUAAAAAUUGUGUAUUAGUUAAUAUUAAUCCUUAAAAAAACUUUGGUUCAUUCUUUAAAUUUAAAUAAAUAAAAGUAAAUCAUUUUAUUUAAUUCCAGUAUUUACAAAUCAAAUGUUUAUUUUCAUUGUUCUGAAUUUACUAUUUUGUUAAAAGUAAUCAUUAAAAGCAUUUUGAUGAAUAUACUAAUUAUUAGUUACUAGAAAAAACAAAUUAUCUAUUUAAAAAAUUAUUAAAAAUGUUUUAUUAUUAAUUUGUUUUAGAUAUUUUAUGAUUUAGUGAGACAGAUAAAUAAAAAGAGUCCGGAGAAAAAACCAAAAAUAAAAAAGAAGACCUUAUGUACUCUUCUUUAAGUAGCUAAGUAAAAUUACUGAAACAACAAUCAAUACUACCAAUCCACUGUAGAAAAAAAAAACAAACAUAAUUUUUAACAAUGUGGUAAAAUAUUAUUGUUUUAUGAGAGUCAUUGCUGAAUUUGUUAUUGCUUUCUAAUUUUUAUUUUAAAUGGCUAAAUCGACUUUUCCAAAUUUGCUUUUGUACUUUUUUUUUUAAUUUUUAAGUAAUUAUUAUUUUUAUUUUAUUGUUCAUUAUUGGAUAUUACCUAAAAUUGUAAUACUUUCUAAGGACUGGAUCCUUGUAAAUACCAUUAAUUAUUAAACAUUUACACAAGUUAACACCAUGUAAAUUUGUAAAUCUAAUGUAUCAAUACCUAUUAUUUUUCUAACUGAGUUUUUUAAGAUCAUUCAUUUUUUCUCUAUUUUUUAAAUGUUAUUUUAAGAUGAAAUAAUUUCAUUCUUAAUACAGUUUUACAUAAAAGUGCCAAUUUUUAGUUAAUUCAUUAAUAGUAUCAGCUAUGAAACUCCAAUAAAAGUUGUCUUAAUUACUAUCAGUUAUUUUUAUUCAUAAAUCAUUUGGUAUUGAAUAUUUUCUCAUUAACAAACAUGAUAAUAAUAACAUUGUGAUUUGAAAUUUAUGCUGCCAAUAAUAUCUGUUAUUUUUUUUUUUGGUAAUUUAAAUGUCAGCAUAUUAGGUUUAAAUUUGCAGUAAACCAAUCAUGAUGUAAAAUGAUUUUAAAUAAUUUGAAAACAACACCAUAAACUCGAACUCUUGUAACAUAUUGCAUAAAACUUAAAUUAGAACUUUCACAUAAUCCUGGUAACAAUUCCUUUUUUAAAAUUAUAAUUAUUUAAAAACUUAAUACUUAUUUAAAACCAAUUAAAGUAAUGCAGAAUAUUUUAUUUUAUUUGUAUUUCAAUGUAAAAAUUUGGGUUUCUAUUCUAUAGUGGACUUAAUAAAAUUAUUUUAGUUACUAUUAACUUGUGUAAAUCAAAAUCCAAUACAAAUAUUGUAUUUAGAUCUUAAUCUAGUCUAAAUAUAUUAUUUUAGUUGGUCUUAUUUCUUACAAUGGACCUUAUGUAUGUUCAUUACUGUAUUGUUUCAUUAACUGUUUCGAAUGCAUUUUCAAUCAUCCAGGGUUAAAAAUGAAGGCCAAUUAUGAGUACAAUAGGUUUACCUAUUUAAACUUGAGUUCCCAAUAUUGUGUGUUUCAUAAUUAUAAUAUAUUAUUAUACAUAUAUUAUAUUCAACUCAUGUAUAAUAAUAAUUUAUAUUCAACUUUUUAAAAUGAUUUGAAUAUAUCUUCAAUAUCUUCUAUUAGAACAAUUCUUUAAGAAAACAUUGAACUCAAAUACAUUAUCUAAUUUUUUAAAAAUAGUUGUCAUACAUAUAUUAUUAUUAUUAAUUGAAAAUAUAUUUUCUGGUAUAAGUGUAUAAAUAUUUACACACCACCAUAAUAUAUUGUUCAAGUAAAAAAUAUUUAGACAAAUGUCUUAUUCUUUUAUCAAGAUUCAAACUUACACCAUAAUAUUUUAUGAAGUUUAAGCUUUAAAUUUAUAAACAUAAAUAUUUGAUUUUAUUUAAAAAUUGAUGCCCAUAGUUAUUGCCAUGUAUUGUACCUGUACUAACCUGUAUCGCACAAAAUUAUUCUUGUGAUAACGAACAAACCUUAACAUUAUCAUUUAUAAUAAUACACAGUUAUUUAUACAAUUUACACAAGGUAUUACAAGGUUCUAUUAUAGCUGUUUAUUUAUAUGUAAAAAACUAAUUGGUUUGUUAAUUACAGAAAUGCUUUUUUCCUUUAUUUUUAUUCUGCAAUUCUUAUAGACAUUUUUCAACACAACAACAUAAUAUAUUAAUAUUUUUGGUCUUAUAAAAAAUCUGGCAUUUGAAUGAUAUUCGGAAAUUUUUCGGUUAAAAAUUAUUAUUAUAAUAAUAUUAUACUAUGAAUUUUGACUUGUUAACAAUUUUCUAAUUCUAAUAGUUUGUUUUAUAAAAUAUUAUUAUAAUAUUACUUAACAAAUCCAUAAUUGUAAGGAUAUGCAAAUACAGAUAAAUACAUUUUUUUUUUAAUGUUUAUACAUAUAUGAUAUAUAUAACUUUGUGUAUGUAUUUAUUAAAGAAUUACAUACAGACAUGUAAUUUUAUAGGUACCAUUUAUGCAUUUAUAUAUAUUUUAAAAUAUAAGUGUUUUGUAGGCCAAUAUUUAAUAUAUUUUAUUUAGUGUGAGCCUUAGUUCACUAGUUCGUUUGGUACCAAUAAAAUUUAAGUUAUACAAAAAUCUUAAUUUUUUUUUUUAAAAUAUAAUAUGUUUGUAAUAAUGAUUUAUUUAUUUGAAAUAUUGACGCUUAUAAAAACUAUAAAACUUUGGAACCAAUUUUUAGACAAUAUUAUUGUUAGUAGAAUAUUUUAAUAUAAAUAAUAUUAUUAAUUAUUAUAAUAGGAUAUUUAGUGAAAUUUUAAUGGGUGGUUUAAUAUUAAUAUUUAUUUGAGUAUUAUUAAACUUUUAUUAUUUUUAACUGAUUGAUUCUGUAUAAACACUGUACACCCACAUUUAUUUGUAAUAUUUAUUUAUUAUCUGUCUAAAUAAAAUAUUUACGCAUAAUUUAAUAACUUGAUAACAAGUUUCCAAAAAAAAAAAAACGCUAAUUUUAUUUUAUUAUUUUAUUUAAAAAGCCAAAAAUGGAAUAUUAUAAAUAAUAUACUCAUAGUUAUUAAAAUAUUAUUUGUCAGUGUGUGUGUGUGUAUGUGUUUUUGUGUGUGUACUUUGUGUUGUUCAAUAACCACAAGACCAAUUCAGUUUUAAGUAUAAAAAAAUUAAUGUAUGAUAUUGUUAAAUCCAUUUUCCUUACAUAAUAAUUAUUUUAAAUAUCUACCUAUAUUAUAAACAUACAUAAAUUAUUUUAUAUUUACCAGUGUAAUACUACUGCUGUGUACUAUUAAUACUGUUAUUAUUAUUAUUAUUAUUAUUAUUACCAUUCGGGUUUUUCAUCUAUUUAACUGCAUUAGAUUCUUAUCAGUUAUCAUGAGCAAUUUGAAAUUUGAAAAAAAUUUCACUAACUCAAUAAUCAGAUAACUAUAUAAAAUAAUCAAACAACUCGGGUGGGCGUGAUAAUUAUUAAUAUUGUACAGCACUAACUCCUGACAUGGAGCCGCCCUACUUUAUAAUAAUAGUGACUUUUAUGUAAUGUACCUUCCUAUAUUGUCUUUUUAUUAUAAUUAUAAUCCUGGAAUAUAAUGUAGUUAUACUGUGAUUUUAAAAAUAAAAAAAUAAUAUUGAUAAUAUAAUUAAAUACAUAUAAUAUUACAUAUGCAAAGUGUUUUAAUCAUAUUUUUUAAAACAUGUUUUUAUUAAUUUACAAAAUAAUAUUAUGUUUCAAUAUUUCAAUAUUAUAAAAAAAAAUAUAUUAUUCCUCUCUCUUUGAUCACUAUAUAU
Molecule: messenger RNA, 14928 nt
Organism: Cinara cedri
Lineage: Eukaryota; Metazoa; Arthropoda; Insecta; Hemiptera; Aphididae
Source: the annotation of a GenBank genome assembly